Acytostelium subglobosum LB1 is the source of this 1275-nucleotide messenger RNA. RefSeq lists its product as hypothetical. The transcript has a single exon. NCBI's taxonomy places the organism in Eukaryota, Evosea, Eumycetozoa, Acytosteliales, Acytosteliaceae. The annotation marks the transcript as partial. The record is from RefSeq and is a predicted model, not a curated record.
UCAUACAAUCAUCCACUUCAAGAUGGACAUAUACCACCGUCAGUUACGCAAUUAUCAUUCGAACGAUUCAAUCAACCUCUUCAAGUUGGACAUAUACCACCAUCGGUUACGCGAUUAUCAUUUGAACGAUACAAUCAACCUCUUCAGGUCGGACAUAUUCCACAAUCGGUUACGCAAUUAUCAUUUGGAUUAUUCAAACAACCUCUUCAAGUUGGACAUAUACCAUCUUCGGUUACUGGAUUAUUUUUAGAAUUAUUCAAUCAACCUCUUCAAGUUGGACAUAUACCAUCGUCGGUUUCGCAUUUAUCAUUCGGAUUAUUCGGUCAACCUCUUCAAGUUGGACAUAUACCAUCGUCGGUUACGCAAUUAUCAUUCACAUAUGAUUCAUUCAAUCAUCCUCUUCAGGUUGGACAUAUACCACCAUCAGUGACCCAACUAUCAUUCAGAUCAUUCAAUCAACCUCUUCAGGUUGGACACAUACCAUCGUCCGUUACGGGAUUAUUAUUAGAGUUAUUCAGUCAACCUCUUCAGAUUGGACAUAUCCCACCAUCAGUUACGAAAUUAUCAUUAGAAUCAUUCAAUCAACCUCUUCAGAUUGGACAUAUACCACCAGCAGUGACAGACUUAUCAUUAGAAUCAUUUAACCAACCCCUUCAAGUUGGAUUUAUACCACAAUCAGUAACAUUGUUGGUAUUAGGCCAUCACUUCAACCAACCUCUCGCACCAGAAUACGUCCCAUCAGUUUCAUCACUAUCGCUUCGGUGCUCUCGAUUCUCACAUGACAAUUUCAGUUUGCUUCUUGGUCACAAUACUCUCAAUGAGCUUCACAUUCAUCAUUUCGUCAUCAAUACCACCGAGAAAUGGCGGACAAAAGAUAUCCCAUACUUAGAGCUGGGAUCAUUUCUGGAUGAAAAUCUCAUUACUCUGACAAGAAUGAAUAAUCAUGUUAGUUCAAUUGCCUUGGAUGAAAAUCAUAUUACUCUGACAAGAACGAGCAACAGACUUUCGCACUUGAUCAUUCAUAUACAGCCAGCAUGCGAACCGAGAACACUACGCGAGGUUGUACCACUCUCCAUUUUGCCGCUACUGAGGUCAUUUCCAACCAUAACAUUGCAAAUAUACUAUAUUCCUUUAGGAUCCAACUAUUCGCACCUCGACCUUCAAAUUGUCUGCAGGCUAGUCGACUUUGGUGGAGCAGUACUAUAUAUCCCUACAACCAACGAAAGUGACUUCAGAAGAAAAGAAGGCGAUGGCAUUGGAUCAUUUUGGCUAUUU